AUCACAUAAGACACAUAUAAAGCGAGUGCGAUGAAGAUAAGGUAUUGGCGGACGAAGUCAAGAGGAUACGAAAGGCUAGAUGGCUCGACUAAUACGUCCAACUCGGAUCCGAGAAAUGUGAAGCAAGUCAAAUUGGAUCCGACCAGGAAGAGACGGUUUUGGAGGAGGAUCAAAAUAGUGCCGAAGCUGAGAGUCUUGAAAAAGACUACGUCGCCUAGGAAGCUUUUAACGCGGCUUCGUGAUUCUUAUGUCAAUAUGAUGCUCCGCCUCGCCAAUUCUCCGGCCAUAGGAUCCUCAUUCGGGUACGGUGGAGAAUAUGAACACGAUUCGGGUUUAGCGUCGUCGAGGGAGUAUGAUGAGAAGAAGCUGGUGGAGAUUUACAAAUCCAUGUUGAUGGCGCAGGGAACUCAUCUCGUGCACCGAAAUGUGCCUAAACUUUCAUCUGAGAUUCUGAAUCUAUUGUAAUCUCACCAAUUACAUAGACAAGGACAAUAUACCCAUUGUGAUUUGUAAUCUGUGUUAACUUACAGUUAUAAAAUAAUAUUAGUAAUAAGGCCAUGCGCAUCAGUGAUGGAGGAGGAGAAAUCGUUAUUUAAAAGUCAAAAAGAAAAAAAAUAAAAAAAUAAAGUGACCAAUAGCCAGCCACAACAUGGCGUGGGACCGGGUUCAUCCGCAAAAGGUGGGACGAAAUGAGUUCAUGAAUAUGUGAUUAUUUUAUUAUUUUUCUGUUUCGAUAAGCGUGUGAACUUCUUGCAAGAACUAUGAAUGUGCAUGCCCUAAGUUUAUCAA
Molecule: messenger RNA, 789 nt
Organism: Eruca vesicaria subsp. sativa (arugula)
Lineage: Eukaryota; Viridiplantae; Streptophyta; Magnoliopsida; Brassicales; Brassicaceae
Source: the annotation of a GenBank genome assembly